This is a messenger RNA of Camelina sativa (false flax), 453 nucleotides long. Lineage: Eukaryota; Viridiplantae; Streptophyta; Magnoliopsida; Brassicales; Brassicaceae. The record is from RefSeq and is a predicted model, not a curated record.
AUGUCGCAGGUUGGUGGAAACAAUGGGAAGAGCGUCAAGCUCAUGACAAGGAAAAUUCGGAUUCCCGCGUUCGACAACUCGGAUUUAAUCAGAAGGUUAAAGAGGACGACUCUUAUCGGUAGGGUUAUGAAUCCUGACGUUCAGAGUGUGGGAUCAUUAGUUUUGAUGAUGCCUAGACUCUGGAAACUAGAGGGUCGAGUGGUUGGGAAGGACGUGGGAUUAGGAACGUUCAGGUUUGAUUUCGAGAGAGAGGAAGAUAUUAUCGAGAAUUUCCGGUGUAUUGGGGAGGAGCUAGGCACGGUUCAAAGCUUUUCGGUUACUGUGGUUCUUGUUUUAGUCUUCGUCAUGAUAAAGAAUCUUGCCCACAAAGCGACUUGCACUACCAUGUUAUGGCGCAUGAAGAAACGAACUAAGGUAGUUCACAUUUGGGAUUCAAAGUCAAGAGAUGCAUAA